This is a messenger RNA of Arctia plantaginis, 321 nucleotides long. Lineage: Eukaryota; Metazoa; Arthropoda; Insecta; Lepidoptera; Erebidae. The record is from the annotation of a GenBank genome assembly.
AUGGUCCAGCCGGUGCAAUCUACAAAUGUUCUGACAAUGGAUGGACAUACUAAGCCGUCACCUGAACAACCCAUUCUACUGAUACUGGAUAAUCAUGCCAGCCACAUGUCACUACAAAUAUUUGAGCACUGCAAACAAAAUAACAUACAUAUGCUUUCACUACCUCCGCACACAUCACACCGCAUGCAGCCGCUUGAUGUCACAUUUUUGGGCCUUUUUAAAGUUGCUUACAAGAGAGAGUUUGAUUUAUUUUUAAAAUCUCGGCUUGCAGAAAAAAUAACACCUUAUGAUGUGGACAACGCUAUCAAGCAAAGCAUAUGA